Messenger RNA from Penicillium mononematosum, 588 nucleotides. RefSeq lists its product as uncharacterized. Lineage: Eukaryota; Fungi; Ascomycota; Eurotiomycetes; Eurotiales; Aspergillaceae. The coding region runs from base 1 to 588 and encodes 195 amino acids. The transcript has 3 exons. The record is from RefSeq and is a predicted model, not a curated record.
AUGCUAUCUCUAUCUAUUCUUCCCCUUCUAGUCUUUGGGCUAGUCUGCUCUGCGCACCCAUUUGAAAAGCGACAGUCAAGGCCAACCGAUUCAUUCAAGCUGUAUGCCUAUGGCCCAGGCAUCAGCGGACUGCCCGUCUUCUACAGAAAUGGCAGUGCCGAAGUUGCGGAUGCAUCCAAAGUAGACACAACCACAAUGGCCGCAAUGACCCCAAUCAACUUCACCGCCGCUGAAAAUACUUGGGUUGCCCACCCUAGUUCUAGCUCCCGUUCGAACGAGGGCUUCACCACCCUGUCGACUAAUACCAAUAUGCUGUGUCUGGACCAAGGUGAUGCGGAUUCCAAUCCAGUCUCAUUCACAGCCGUACCUGCUACGGGAAAGUCGAACUCAACCAAGCUCAGCAACGUCUGGUCCACGUACGGAGGCUAUGUCCUCGUCACCGUGAGCGGGGCCAACUUUUACGCGAGGCAAACUGUUACGGACGGCUUGUACUCUCUGCUUUGGAGUAGCUCGGCUGAGGCCAUGACGGAUACUAUACCGGUAGUGCUGCGGACUGCUGAGCCGACGACAGUAUCUGUGUUGAACUAG